Molecule: messenger RNA, 399 nt
Organism: Octodon degus (degu)
Lineage: Eukaryota; Metazoa; Chordata; Mammalia; Rodentia; Octodontidae
Product: keratin-associated protein 15-1-like
Exons: 1
Coding region: 1-399 (132 amino acids)
Source: RefSeq, a predicted model, not a curated record
AUGUCUUACAACUUCAGCUCUGGAAAUUUCUCUCCCCGAUCUCUUGGAGGCUUCCUGAAACCUUCAGUUUCUACCUAUCAUUCCGUCUACCCUAGCAAUGUAAUCAUCCCUCCCAAGACCUACCAGCUGGGCUCCUCUAUUUAUGGUGGACAACUAGAAAGCUUUUGUGAGCCCAUCAAUAGGCAGACAUCCUUCACUGGGACCAGAUCCUUCGAAACACCUUUUUGCCACCCAAAUAAUUUCAUCUCCAGUCCUCACCAGACAAACUUCAUUGGAUCUCUUGGAUACGGCAACAUUGUCUUUGGGUCUUCUGGUCAACAAGGCACUGGCUUUCAGUCUCUGGGAUACAGAUCCAGCUUCUACCACCCAACUUACUUUUCUACCAGAAGUUUCCAGUGA